Messenger RNA from Dipodomys ordii (Ord's kangaroo rat), 711 nucleotides. RefSeq names its product C-type lectin domain family 12 member A-like. The record is from RefSeq and is a predicted model, not a curated record. NCBI's taxonomy places the organism in Eukaryota, Metazoa, Chordata, Mammalia, Rodentia, Heteromyidae. Bases 1 to 621 code for a protein of 206 amino acids. Gene Ontology annotation, molecular function: signaling receptor regulator activity. The transcript is spliced from 5 exons.
AUGGAGACAAAAGUUUAUAAACAGCAAUAUGGCCAAGGAGAACUUCAGAGAAAUGUGUGCCUACAACAAAUGGGGAAUGUCAACAGUUCUGAGACGAUCCAGAACCUCAAUGAGAAGAUCCAGAACCUCAAUGAGAAGAUCCAGAACCUCUCUAUGGCAUUGCAAACACUGGCCACCAGGCUUUGUCAGGAGCUACAGGAAAAGGAGCCAGGGCACAAAUGUAAACCUUGUCCACAGGAUUGGAUAUGGCAUAAAAAUAGAUGUUAUCUUCCAUAUCAUAUUUAUACCACGUGGCAAAACAGCGAAAAGUCAUGUGCUGACCGCAAUGCCAGCCUGCUGAAGAUUAACAACAAGGAUGCACUGGAGUUUGUAAAAUCCUGGCAAUUAUUUGGCUAUUGGAUUGGAGCAUCUCCUAGAAAAAAUAGCACAAACACUAUGACAGUGGAUCAGAGUGUUGCUUCUUCUAUUUGGUUGAAAAACAAGCCCAGUGCCUUCAAUGGAAUGUAUUGUGCAUUUAUGACAGAAGACAAGCGCAUUUUGUAUGAUAGUUGUUUGGCAUCCAGAUAUGCAAUGUGUGAGAAAAUGGCUGGUCCAGUGCGGGUAGAAAGUGUGCUAGGUUAAAGUUCACGAUGAAAGGCUGUACUUGGUAAUAAAGUCCUUGUCUUGAGAUGCUGUCCUGCACUGGGAAGGAUCUAGAUGUCAGCGUGUGUC